AUGGGUUACAACUUCAGAGCACCUGGUAUACUAGAGAGACUGUUCCAAGUGAAGUUAGACACAGGAGGAAAGACAGAGCUCAAGAGAUGUCUGACUCUGUUCCCACUUAUUGUUCAGGGCAUUGCCCACAUGCUUGGAGCAGGGAUAUUUGUGAUAACCCCGGCGAUUGUGCAGUCAAUGGCAGGACCUGCCACGUGUAUCAGCUAUCUGAUAUCCGGUCUAGCUGCUGCCUUGUCCGUGUUAUGCUACAGUGAUCUUGCUGCCAGGUACUCCUGCACUGGUUCCUCCUACGUUUACACUUACUUCUCAAUGGGAGAACUCGCAGCUGCCAUCUCCGGUUUCUUCCUGAUCGGAGAGCUGAUCAUUCAGGCCCCAAUGUUAACCCUGGGACUGUCUGACAACAUCGACAAGUUCCUCAUUAAUGGGACUGUCCAAGAAUGGCAGAGCUCAAACUUUCCUGACUGGUUGCUACACACAGAUCUGAUCGCUAUUGGUAUCAUGCUCCUCUUCAUGGCUAUCAACAUGGCAGGAAUAAAGACAGUGUCCUAUCUCAACAUUGCCAUAGCUGGGGUCUCUGCGAUAUCUCUGCUAACCUUCAACAUAGUGGCGCUGGUGAACGGAGAUGUUGCUAACCUCUCCAGAGUGGUUAAUCCAGCGGACGGCAGGACGGGGUUCGCUCCGUUCGGGUUCAGCGGCAUCAUGACGGGAGCGGGGACUGCUUUCUUCGCAUUCGUGGGGUUGGAGUCAGUUGUGACUCUAGCGGAGGAGUCCGUGGACCCUAAACGGGAUCUCCCUCGGGCUACCAUGGGCUCCUUCCUGAUAGUGCUGGUUCUGUACGUGGUAACAGCUUUCUCCAUCGCUUUCAUUGAACCGUGGUAUGAGGUCGGGGGAAACACAGGUCUUAUUGGAUCUCUCAAACGUAAAGGACUGACACUACCACAGUACGUAGUAACAGCGGGGCUGAUCUUCACAGUAUUCUCGUGCGGACUCUGCACUGUAACUACAGUAGUCCGCGUAGUGUACUCCGUGGCGGAGGACGGCCUGCUGUUCCCCUUCCUGAACAGUGUCUACAAGAGGACUCAGGUGCCCAUGUGGAACGUGGUGGUGUGCAGCGUGGUGGGGAUACUGUCCAGUAUCGUGUACGAGUUCGAUACCCUCAGUCACAUGAUCUCGGGUGGAACCCUGACAGUGUUUGUGAUCACAGCGUUAGCAGUAAUGAUCCUCUCCUACGACCUAACGGACCCAGAUAUGGAAGAAACCGAGGAAACUCCACUGACCGCAGAGAAGACUCACGCCAGAAAACAUCUCUUCAUCAUCUUCAUGUGUGUCUUCCUGCUGGCCACCAUCGUGUUGGCAUUCCUCACUGCAUUCCUCGAACAGUCCACUGCAGUGAUUGUUUCAGAGGUGGUCCUUGCUAUCAUCAUGAUAGUCAGUCUCACUCUCAUCAGAUGCAAGAUUCCUUUAAAGGCACAAGAGGAGGACGGGACACUGUCUUUUAAAAGUCCGGGUAAACCGUUUGUUCAGGGGUUCUCAGUCUUUGUAAACCUCCUGCUUCUCUUUCAUCUGGAGGUGGUAGCCUUGAAACAGCUGGUUAUCUACUGCAUUGUCGGGCUCAUAAUCUACUUCGGGUACGGGAUCUUCUUCUCCAAGAUCACCGCGGAGAAGCAGAAACGGUUGAGUUUGAAGGAGAUUAAGUUGGACGACACAGGCGAAAGUUCUGUCAGAUAAUCUUUGUUAAUCAUUUUAGUUUGAUUAUUUACACAUAUUGUACUGGGAAUUUUCACGCGUAAUUUGAGCAGAAAAUUGAUACUUUCUCUUAGGGCCAAUAAAUUUGGUUACCAUAAUUUUGGUUACCAUAAUGUUAGUAACAAAUUUCGCAAAUUGUUAGUCUACAACAACUUUAGUCAAAUUUUUCGACUUUUCGAGACCAUUUUCCAUUCCAUUUACCUUAAGAACGACAAAUUUAGUCUACUUUUGAGGAUUCUCCUUUUUCUGCGGGAUGAACAGAAAUAGGGGCUUGUGUGGAAUGAAUAAAGAUCUAUCCAUAUUUAUGUACAUAAUUUGAGUUGUUAUUAAUUGAUUUUUGUUUCACU
Molecule: messenger RNA, 2093 nt
Organism: Bolinopsis microptera
Lineage: Eukaryota; Metazoa; Ctenophora; Tentaculata; Lobata; Bolinopsidae
Product: probable cationic amino acid transporter
Exons: 5
Coding region: 1-1728 (575 amino acids)
Biological process (GO): transmembrane transport; amino acid transport
Cellular component (GO): plasma membrane
Molecular function (GO): amino acid transmembrane transporter activity
Source: RefSeq, a predicted model, not a curated record